GAGGACACCUGAACUCCGCCGGAAGUCAGGAAGGAUCCAUCCGGCGCCGGGAAAAGUGAGAGCGGGAUUUUCUCAGUCCUUCAACUACAUCCGGUUUCUUCUGCCCUGGUCACCUUUGGGAAGACAUGUCUUCUGUGAAAGCAAACCUAAAGAAGGAAAUAAUUUCCCAGUUUCACUGUUCAGCUGCUGAAGGAGAUAUUGCCAAGUUAACAGCGAUACUCAGUCAUUCUCCAUCUCUUCUCAAUGAAACUUCUGAAAAUGGCUGGACUGCCUUAAUGUAUGCUGCAAGGAAUGGGCACCCAGAGGUUGUCCAGCUUCUGCUUGAGAAAGGGUGUGACAGGUCCAUUGUCAACAAAUCAAAGCAGACUGCACUGGAUAUUGCUAAAUUUUGGGGUUAUAAGCAUAUAGCUAAUUUGUUAGCUAAUGCUAAAGGUGGGAAGAAGCCUUGGUUCCUAACCAAUGAAGUGGAAGAAUGUGAAAAUUAUUUUAGCAGGACACUACUGGACCGGAAAAGUGAAAAAAGAAAUAAUUCUGACUGGUUACUAGCUAAAGAAAGCCAUCCAGCCACAGUUUAUAUCCUUUUCUCAGAUUUAAAUCCCUUGGUUACUCUAGGUGGCAAUAAAGAAAGUUUCCAACAGCCGGAAGUCAGGCUUUGUCAGCUGAACUACACAGAUGUAAAGGGUUAUUUGGCCCAGCCUGAGAAGAUCACCUUGAUUUUCCUUGGAGUAGAACUUGAAAUGAAAAAAGAGUUACUGAGUUAUGCUGAGGAAGUCCCAAAAGAAGAGGAAGAUGGCUUGGUUGCCUGGUUUGCUCUAGGUAUAGGUCAGAUUGCUGCUGAAGAAUUUAAGCAAAGACAUGAAAAUUGUUAUUUCCUUCAUCCUCCAAUGCCAGCACUUCUACAAUUAAAAGAAAAGGAAGCUGGGGUUGUUGCUCAAGCAAGAUCUGUUCUUGCCUGGCACAGUCGGUAUAAGUUCUGCCCAACCUGUGGAAGUGCAACUAGAAUUGAAGACGGUGGCUAUAAAAGAGUGUGUUUAAAAGAAGACUGUCCUAGCCUCUAUGGUGUUCACAAUACAUCAUAUCCAAGAGUUGAUCCGGUAGUAAUCAUGCAAGUUAUUCAUCCAGAUGGGACCAAAUGUCUUUUAGGCAGGCAGAAAAGAUUUCCCCCGGACAUGUUUACUUGCCUUGCUGGAUUUAUUGAACCUGGGGAGACAAUAGAAGAUGCUGUUCGAAGAGAAGUAGAAGAGGAAAGUGGAGUCAAAGUUGGGCAUGUUCGGUAUGUCUCUUGUCAACCGUGGCCAAUGCCCUCUUCCUUAAUGAUUGGUUGCUUAGCUGUGGCAGUGUCUACAGAAAUUAAAGUUGACAAGAAUGAAAUAGAGGACGCCCGCUGGUUCACUAGAGAACAGGUCAUAGAUGUUCUGACCAAAGGGAAGCAGCAGGCAUUCUUUGUGCCACCAAGCCGAGCUAUUGCACAUCAGUUAAUCAAACACUGGAUAGGAAUGAACGCCAAUCUCUAAAUUAAAAAAAUCAGGCUUUGUUUAAAUAUUAUUUGUUGUUUAACUACCACUUAUUCCUCAAGUGAAGUUAGAAAUAUUCAGGGCUCUUAGAGUGUCACAAUACAAAAUAUUAUAUUAGAUCUAAAAAAAUAGUUUCUUUUCGUCUUGACUACAGAAUUCAUAUUUCUAUAAAUUCAUCCUCACCUCCGAUUUUGUUAAAUUUCAGUCAGCCUUCUCAAAAAAAAAAAAAAAAUUGUUUUUUUUUGGUCAUACUUCACAAUUUUAUUGCAUAAAACCAUAUUUCUAAUAAGAGAAAUCAUGUCUGAAGUAUGUUCUAGAAAUGUGAAUAAAUCUGAAUUUUAGUCAGUUUUCCUAAUGUUGCUUGUAAGCGUUAGACCAAUCAUUAAAGUUCUUUAGUUGAGAAAUGAACCAAAAGAAUUUUAAUGAAUUUAGAGUUUGUAUUGAUUUCAAAUCUUUUUAUUACCAUACAAAUUCUGUAAGUUGCCACUGGCUGAUUUUUGCCCAUCUUCCCAUCACAGUCCCACUUACUCUCUCCUCCUGGUUCCUUUGUUCUAGUAACAGUGUUGUUAUAAUGUUGCUUCUAGUCUAAUUUGACUGGUAUUAAGAAGAUUCUGUUUUAACAAAUAAAUCUAAUGAGUUCGAAUACCACACCCUCAUGCAGGAAGAGCUUAAGUGAGAACAUGCCGUUGUGUUUGAGGCUGCCUCCUUAAGCCAAUUAAUUAGCUUAUCUGUUUACUUGUAAGUUAUAUUCCAGGUUGUACUUAAAGCAAAUUAAGAUUCUCUGUUUUUUUUUUUAACUGAGAUGAAACCUGUUUGAAAGGACUUCUCAAAGUCAGAUAUUAAAUAUAUCCUAGUUAGGUUUACAUAUUUAAUAAAACACUGACUUUAAAUCAUUUUGUAGGAAGAAUGUGUCUACAUUAGCAAAAUUAUAUAAUCAUUACCAACAAUAUUUAUUAUACUCAAAUGCAUUGUCUUGGUUUUGAUCUUAUUUCAGCACAUUCUAAGAAGCUUUUAUGAAAUGAGCAUAUUUUAGAACUCAAUCAGUAAGACUGUAGAGAAGGUAGAUUGUAGUAAUUCACAAGCUUGCAACAUAGAAACUCACAUUUUCCAAAGCUUGUUUUGAAAUUGUUUUAAGAAGUAGCUUAUAAAUAUACAAAUUUUAUAGUUUGACACUAUACUGUGGUGUUAGAACUGGGAGACACCUUAAGAAUAAUAUAUGUAGUUCACGGUCCUCGUUUUAUAGGUGAAGAAAGGAAGUCUUGAAAAGUGAAUUUCAUUAAUUGGUUAAAGUUACACAGCUAAUUAAUCUACAAUAGUCUGCACUGUAUAACCCAGUCCAACACUCUCACUGUAAUAGGAACUAGAAACUAUUACUAAGAACAUAUAUAAAAUAGGAGAGGGUAAGAAUAAUAAAUUUAACUUCACCAAAUUUGUUAAUUAAAAUUCUAGGUACUUAAAAUUUAUGUAACUUAAGAUAACUUUCUAAGAUAAACUUUAUUUUACUAAUGAACAGUGAUUAGUGACGUCAGAACUUUAAACCAAACUAAGACUUACAGAGCACAUUUAGAUGCUUAAUAUAAUUUGAACUGCAUAAGUAUAUAGAAAAUGACAUGCGUUUAAUUACUAUAAAGUAUAAUGACUUGUUGCUAUAGUCGGAAUCAACUCUAUGGCAACAGGUUAUAAUGAUUUGAGGUUCAGUUUCACUCAAUGUAUUUUUAAUACUUGCAGAUUCUAAAAUUACACUGUAAAAUUCCAGGUUUCCAUAAUACUAGGAGCAGCUGGUGUAUUCAAACUGCCAGCCUUUUGGUUAGCAGCCAUAGCUCUUAACCACUGCACCACCAGGACUCCAAAUGUUAGAAUAGGAAAGUAAAAUAUAAAGUAUCAACAAAAUGCAGUUAUAAAUUUAGUUUUGCAUAUGUAAUUCUCUGCUCAGGGAAAAUCAGUAUCUAAGUAAAUUAUUGUUAUAACAAUUAUUCUUAAAUCGCUAACCUCUGAGAGGUGAGUAGCUGUAUAUCAAUAGAAGGAAUAGCCAGUUCAAGAAUUGGUAGGGGUUUAAGUACCGUGAAUAUAUUUU
Messenger RNA from Trichechus manatus latirostris (Florida manatee), 3588 nucleotides. RefSeq names its product nudix hydrolase 12 (gene NUDT12). The coding region runs from base 126 to 1514 and encodes 462 amino acids. The record is from RefSeq and is a predicted model, not a curated record. Gene Ontology annotation, biological process: NADP+ catabolic process; NAD+ catabolic process. The transcript has 7 exons. NCBI's taxonomy places the organism in Eukaryota, Metazoa, Chordata, Mammalia, Sirenia, Trichechidae. Gene Ontology annotation, cellular component: peroxisome; cytosol. Gene Ontology annotation, molecular function: NADH pyrophosphatase activity; protein binding; metal ion binding.